Aspergillus versicolor CBS 583.65 is the source of this 1696-nucleotide messenger RNA. RefSeq names its product questin oxidase family protein. Lineage: Eukaryota; Fungi; Ascomycota; Eurotiomycetes; Eurotiales; Aspergillaceae. The record is from RefSeq and is a predicted model, not a curated record. Gene Ontology annotation, molecular function: oxidoreductase activity. The transcript has 5 exons. The coding region runs from base 184 to 1512 and encodes 442 amino acids.
CGGAGGUGCAGAAUGUGACGUAACUGAUCCCCGUUCUGAUUACCAACCAACCAGCUUUGCUAUAAUAAUAAUACCCUGUCUAGGCUUUGGACAGACUACUAUUUAAUUGUCACUGAACACUGAGUACGUUCGAAUACCUCAGUGACGUAGAAUAAGAAUCGCACUUACUAAGGUAUUGUUGACAUGGCAUCCGCAACGAAAAUCCAUCUCUCGCCACAAUCCGACACCGGCGCCUGGAGCACAGGGAUAACACCGGAGUCAGCCAGGACAGCAAGCGAGGUCUUGCAGGAGGACUUGGAGAAGCAUCAUGUUUACUUCAAUGAGAUGGGUUUUCAUAACCACAUCCCGCACCACAUACUAACAAUCUACGCCCUGGGCGCAACCCCGGAUGAGAUCCGCGCUGCCUAUGAGCGGAAUAAGGCGUAUCAGCGGCCUGCACUGGCCGUGAAUGAGGAUGUAGUGCGUGCGCUUCACGACAAAGGCAAGUUCCGACAGGCGCUGGGCGACGAGGGCAAUUAUGCGAAUUUCCUCGCGUUCUUUCAGCAGGAGAUCCAGCGGGGUGGUGUCGAGUUUGUUUUGAAGGAGUACCUGUUUAAGGAGGAUGAGAAUGCGGAGAGUUUGAUGGCGAGGUUGUUCGGUGGCCUCCUCCAUCCGAUAAUCCAUCUUGGUUUCGGGCUCGAGUUCAACCAGCCGGCCAUCGUGGCUGAAGCACUCGCGCAGACAGCAGUGCACGAUGACUGGACGGGGCUCAAGUAUCUCUUCCCCAUUGAGAAGGCUGCUGGUGGGAUUGGCAAGAAGACGAACAAGACGAUGCUGCAGCUGCUUGAAGAGGCGCGCGCAGACAAGAAACUAGCCAGCUCGGUUCGCUUUGACGACGGGAAUAAACUGCGCGACGGGGUUCUCCUGCGUGCGCCGGAGGAGAUGCUCAAAUAUGCGUCGCAGUAUACGGUUUCUGAAGAGGAGAUGUGGGAGCGGUUUGUGGAGAUGGUGAAUGUUUCUUUGUAUUUCACCGCUGCAGCCCAACGCCCGUCUAAACAGGUCAAGUUUGACUUUUUCUACAUCCACUCGGUUAACUCGUCGAUCUUCUUCACUAAGAUCCUAGCGCUGGGUUUUCUCGACACGCGCACGAAGCUCCGCCUGCUGGAGGCCAAAGGACGCUUGGAUCUCUUGCUGUACAUCUCCCGCAAUGCACCGGAGCUGUAUCUCGAUGAAAUCACCAAAUACCCUGUCUCGAAUGACUGGGAUGCAAUCACUGCCCGGGGUAAUAGACAUCCGCGGGAUGACGGGCAUCUUUCCAAGUUGAUACGUGCGUUGAGGAACGGAGAGAGCGUUUGUCGUCCGUAUGAGGGGAGGGCGGGGGAGUUAGGGCUGAAGAUUACGGGGGAUGCGUGGUUGAGGAUUGGAAAUAUGGUCAAUGAUUCAGUGAAUGGCGAGGGAGAAGAGCCUAUGUGGGUUCGGUCGACGGGGUUCGACGAGGCCUGGGUGCAAAUUGGGGAUCGAGCCAGGCUAUAGUAUAUGGCCUAUGCAUGAUGAAACCCAAUCUCCACUCUUUAUACCUUUGAUGGUUUAUUUGAUCAUGAAAUAACGACAUUGAUGAGUGAAAUAGUUACUGGAUUCAAUAAUAACACAACUUGUCUUCUAUCGACAUAUCAAGUUCUUAUAUAAGAAGAGACAAAGCAAUACUCCGUUAACCCUC